Molecule: messenger RNA, 711 nt
Organism: Didymodactylos carnosus
Lineage: Eukaryota; Metazoa; Rotifera; Eurotatoria; Philodinida; Philodinidae
Source: the annotation of a GenBank genome assembly
AUGGGACAGAAACUCGUCGCAUGCUUUCGACCACAACCACUAUUACCAGUAGUAGAUUCUCAAGAAGAGAGGGAAUCGCAGCAAGCGUCGUUGCCGUCGCUGUCUUUGGAGCAACCGAAGCGUCGUUCCACUUCAGACACUUCCAUGUCUUCUUCGCUACUGUGUCAAAUACCAGCUGAAUUACUUCUUUACAACAUAUUUCCGUACCUGACAUUUGUGGACUUAUGUCAUCUUUCGCAAGUAAAUACAUUUUUGCACAAUCUUCUUGAAGCAGCAACACACGAGGCUUCAGCAAAUCAUCUGUGGACAAAGUGUAUCAAGGAUGAAAUGCUUGAAAAUUUUAUCGAAAGAGACAUUGACGUGUCGUAUGUCGUAUCUGAGCAAGAAGCGCUGAAGGCAACAAUUCGUGCCUGUGCAAAUGAACGUUUUCUUGAAAUGAAAGAACGAAUUUUCCAUGCCUUCGGCGGUGGUCAGUCACAUCCGGAAUUGUGGCCUGACAAUCAAGAAAUAUGUUUGACAGGUGAAUGUACGUGGUAUCCGGAUGUUACUGAUAGAUUAUCACAGCAUCAGAAGUUAGUGGACGAGAAGAAGAUGAUAUUAACAGUGCUACCACACUUCUAUCCGCGCUCUACAGAACGAGACACAGAAUACGCGGCUAAACAAUAUCGCAAGUUAUUAAUAACCGUCGCUAACCACCAGAAGGAAGGCUAG